AUGAUAAAAAUGAUGGUAAUGGUCGUAUUGGUCUUCACGAUGUGCUGGCUUCCAUUCAACAUAUUAGUGCUGAUUUGGGAAGCAAAGCCAGAGCUGUCGAACUGGUCUUUCCUGCCGUACAUGUACUUCGCCCUCCAUUGGCUUGCAAUGUCUCACUCUUGUUACAAUCCCCUGAUCUACUGCUGGCUCAACGCGAGGUUCCGCUCGGCCUUCUGCGUCGCCCUCAACAGACUCUCCUGCAAGAAGAAGCCUCCACAGGACCAGCUCCUGCACAGGAUCAACACAACAUGCACCACGUACAUAACGAUCAGCGCCAAACAGCGGGGUAAGACUUCUUACCGCGAACAGAAGAUUUAA
Nezara viridula (southern green stink bug) is the source of this 357-nucleotide messenger RNA. NCBI's taxonomy places the organism in Eukaryota, Metazoa, Arthropoda, Insecta, Hemiptera, Pentatomidae. The record is from the annotation of a GenBank genome assembly.